Fusarium sp. VM40 is the source of this 690-nucleotide messenger RNA. NCBI's taxonomy places the organism in Eukaryota, Fungi, Ascomycota, Sordariomycetes, Hypocreales, Nectriaceae. The record is from the annotation of a GenBank genome assembly.
AUGAAGAUCAACCAGAACACAGCGAUCUCAACGAGCCGGGCUUUGCUCGUCCCAUACGAAGCACACCAUGUGCGGCAAUAUCAUACAUGGAUGCAAGAUCCAGAUAUCCAGGAAGCUACAGCAUCAGAGCCCAUGACGCUGGAGGAGGAAUAUGAGAACCAACAAUCCUGGCGCACAUCAUCUGACAAGCUCACUUUCAUCGUUUGUGCACCUCUCACCCAAGAUGUAUCACUCAUUAAAGCCGGCACCGCUGAUGCAGACGCUCUCAUGCGCGGCGAUAUCAACUUCUUCCUAUACCCGUUCGAAGCUGAUGACGAAGAUGAACCUGCCGACACACAGGGCUGGGUCACAGGCGAAGUAGACGUCAUGAUUGCUUCGCCCUCGCAUCGUGGUCAAGGUCUGGGCCGAGCUGCAGUGUGCGCAUUGCUAGUAUAUCUUCAGAAGCAUAUAGAUGAGAUACUUGCCGAGUAUGGAGCACAGGAAUUGAAGGGCUUGAUGGUUAAGAUUAAGGAGGGGAAUAAAAGCAGCAGAGCUCUGUUUGAGAAGUUGGGGUUUGUGCAGAAGGGAGAGGCGAAUUACUUUGGAGAGAUCUUGAUGACUAUGGGGUGGGAGGGGGUAUUGGAGAGGGAGUGGUGGAAGGGGGCGGAGGAGGAGUUUAAAGAGGUUAGGUAUGAGUUGGAAGGUCAGUGA